AUGACUACUGAAGCUUUUAUCGCCGCAUUAAAGCGGAUGAUCGCGCGUCGCGGAAUAUGCAAAAAUAUAUAUUCCGACAACGGUACCAAUUUUGUAGGUGCCAAUAAUGAACUGGCUGAGCUUUCCAGAGUACUGCACAAAAACGAGGAAAUACGCCACUUUUUGACAAAUAAAGAAAUAUCGUGGCACUUCAUGCCAGCUCUCACCCCGCAUUUCGGCGGUCUCUGGGAGGCAUCGGUCAAGUCCUUUAAACAUCACCUUAAACGCGUCGUCGGUGAUGAUUUAUUUACAUUCGAACAAUUUGCCACCUUUGUAACGGAAAUCGAAGCUGUCCUUAAUUCCCGUCCACUGACACCAAUUUCAUCUGAUCCUAAUGAUCCCGAAGCCCUUACUCCCGGCCACCUUCUCAUAGGAACCGCGUUGACGAGUAUACCUGAGGUCGAUUUGACUAUGACCUCCAACAACAGGCUGUCCCAAUGGCAGCACGUACAAAAGGUGAACAAGACUUCUGGGCCAGAUGGUCUAAAGAAUACAUCAACCAAUUAA
Messenger RNA from Colletes gigas, 546 nucleotides. RefSeq lists its product as uncharacterized. Gene Ontology annotation, biological process: DNA integration. The coding region runs from base 1 to 546 and encodes 181 amino acids. The record is from RefSeq and is a predicted model, not a curated record. The transcript has a single exon. NCBI's taxonomy places the organism in Eukaryota, Metazoa, Arthropoda, Insecta, Hymenoptera, Colletidae. Gene Ontology annotation, molecular function: nucleic acid binding.